CCUGUACAUGACAUCUUUAUAUGGUGACAGCGGUGGGAUAGCUGGAACAACGAGAAGCGAACCCACAACCACACAAUUAACCAUGGCCACUGGAUUUACGUUACCGCCACCUCCUCCGCUCGAGAUUCAUGAUGGUAAUGAAGCAGAGAAAUGGAAACAGUUUCGUCUUGCCUGUAGCAACUAUGCACUUGCAACAGAGCGAACCAAAAAUUCCGAGCCAAUACAGGUGGCUAUACUGCUGACAGUCAUUGGAGAGGACGCGAGAAAUGAUUACUCUACCUUCGACUGGGAAGAUGAAGCAAACAAGAAUAAAAUUGAGCCAGUGUCGCAACAUUUCGCCGAUUAUUAUCAACCCCGCAAAAACAUCACUUUCGAACGUUAUCGCUUUCAUAAGCAGUCUCAGGAAGCAGGCGAGAGCUAUGACCAGUAUAAAACGGCACUUAGAAAACUCGCCGAAGGCUGCGAGUCCGACAUUAUCACACCCGAGGAGAUGUUGUGUGACUGUUUAAUAUUCGGCAUCCGUGAUGUUAAAGCACGGGAAAGAUUGCUACGGGAAUCUCGUUACAGGUAUCUUGUCUGCGAUUGCCGGUAAAUACUAGCAGUUGCUCACCACUAAUUGAGGACACUACCUACUAUUAAAAGGGUGAUAAAAAGCGAAUCUAUAGUACAAAUUGAAUAAUGGGGACCUCUGACCUAAACGUCCAGUUGACUUUCAUAGUAUAGGGAGCUUGAAGCAAACCACGACGGCAACGGGAACGUCAAUAACAAAAGUUUCAAUGAGCAGCACAGUGGCUAUGCAUUUCAACGUAAAAUGACCAAAUUUUUCGCAGUUUGGAGAAGGUGAGCCACGACUGCUAAUUUUCGUAUUUCCGUUUGGAAUUUAUC
Messenger RNA from Orbicella faveolata, 885 nucleotides. RefSeq lists its product as uncharacterized. The record is from RefSeq and is a predicted model, not a curated record. NCBI's taxonomy places the organism in Eukaryota, Metazoa, Cnidaria, Anthozoa, Scleractinia, Merulinidae.